Molecule: messenger RNA, 2898 nt
Organism: Pestalotiopsis fici W106-1
Lineage: Eukaryota; Fungi; Ascomycota; Sordariomycetes; Amphisphaeriales; Sporocadaceae
Exons: 3
Coding region: 1-2898 (965 amino acids)
Biological process (GO): regulation of DNA-templated transcription
Molecular function (GO): DNA binding
Source: RefSeq, a predicted model, not a curated record
AUGGCUCCGAAGGGCGGCAAGGACGCCGAAAAGCAUCACAUUGACCACACCCCCGAGUACGAGGAAUUCAUCAAGAAACUCGCCGCUUUUCAUGAAAAGCGCGGCACCAAUUUCGAGCCUGAGCCGCGCCUGCCCGUCAGCGGUGGCCAUGUCAAUGUUGACCUCCUCAAGCUUUACAAGGGUGUCAUUGAGCGUGGUGGCUAUGAUGAGCUCUGUAGCAAGCAAAAAGCCUGGGGCCAGCUAGCUGAAGAGUUGGGCAUGUUUGCCGAUGAUAACAAGAAUAUGGGACAGCUCUCCUUUCAGCUCAAGACCGAUUUCUACCGCUUUCUGGGUGCCUUUUGGAUCCAAGAUCAGUAUGGAAAGGAGCCUCCGCCCAAAGAAAUCCUCGAGGCCGUCUCGUGUGCCACCAAAUACGGUCCCAUCCUCACGCGAACGAUCGAAAGCUUCGAACUCGCCACGGGCAAGCGUCCCGGGAGCGAAACACCUGUCAAGGAGGACAAGCCUGCCGAGAGCACACCUGUUUCUGGAAACAGGGCCUCGGGUCGUCUUCGCGAAGCUCCUGCGCAGCGCAUACCUUUCCAGCCCGACACAGGCUCAACUCGUGCGACCCGCCAUACCUCGUCGCAGCACACUAACAGCCAAUCCCAUCACUCGGCUAAUUCGCAUAGUACAACUACUACUUCUCAUACUGCACCUGCUGCUGCGUCUACUUCCCACGGGCAACAUGCUCAACACCAUGCUCCGCAACGGUAUGAAGGCUCACAUUUGCACCAGCAGCCUCCACCUGUAAUGCGCGGGGCAUCUGGCUCGUACGUUCCUCCUAACUCGGAGAACGCAUCACGACUUAGCGAAAUCAUUGAGCCUCGACCCCCGAUAAAUGUUCCCUUGCGACCUGUUUCCACACCUGGAAAUAACCCAGUAGAGUAUGCCAGGCGUCAGCGUCAAUUGAGGUACGCCGCAGCCGGCAUACUGGAACCGAUCCCGGGUCGCCCUCCUGUACCAGGUGCCAAUAACGAUGGACCAAACAUCUACACGAGGUGCCUUCAAUCUCUCCGUUCUGGCAUCCCUUCUGAACAAGCAUUCGCUUUGCACCACCUGGUGAAAAUAUCAUUUGAGCGAGGUGAUAAAUUCAAGUUUGAAUCGUUUCUUGGCCUAGCCGAGGGUUUGAUUGAAAAGGGCCUCGAGAUUGCCAGUCUUUUCUACCACAUAGACUUGGAGCUCGACUACACCGGCGGCGAUGACGGUUCCAGCGACGCCAUCUUGGAUGGAGUUCACGGAACCCGAGAUCUUCUGUCGAGGAUCGAGAAGUUUCAGCGACGAGCUACAUUUGAUCAUCUGCAGCCCGAACAUUCUGCAGACCUCUUUGUUCGGAUCACGGAAGCUAUUCUGACUAUUCGCAACAUGGUCAUGCUGCAAGAGAACGCUAUUUACAUGGCUGAAGUGUACCCACUCAAGGACCUUCUCUGUAUACUUUUACAGCUGCCACGACUGGAAAUGCUAGUCGAGGUCAAACACUUUGCCCUGGACAUUGCCGAGCAGCUGACGCCCUGGCUGGUGUUGGACGCAGAGGACCCCUUGUAUCAAUCACUGCUUAGCCAGCUCGACUCUUCCGAUCGUGGCACGAUACUCACAGCCUUGCGCGCUAUCAGUCGCAUUUCAAUGAAUCUGGAAGCCACGAAUAAGCUUCAAAAAGUUCCCGCUAUUGUUCUGCAAAACAUCAUCACCUGGCUUCUACUCAAUGAUGAGGAACUCAUGGAUGCAUGUCUGGACUUCCUCUACCAGUACACAGCAGUGGUACCCAAUGUGGAAUCACUCCUCGACUCCGUCGACAUGGAGCAAGCAAUUCCACACCUGGUACGACUCCUGGCACAUGGAUCCAAGAGAAUCAGAGAAUCGUACAUUCUUGAGCCUGAGCGAAAAGUCGGGGCUUCGGAGCACGUAGUGCCACUACCCCAGGAUCUUCAGGACAGAUUGUCGGGAACAGAGGAGCCUCAGCGCUGCUUCAACUGGCUGACUAGUCUCUUUGAAGAAGAUCCCGAGUCCCACAUCACUCAGAUCGCGAUCUGGCAGGCGUACCAGAGUUCGUUCGGCGGCAAGUCCCGCAAUACUCUGAGUGCCGCCGACUUCAUCAGAAAUGUCAGCCACGUCUUUGUGAACGCCCGUGCUCAAAUAAUAAGAGGUCCUGGCGAAGCUCAGCGUUUUAUUAUUGAGGGUAUCCGGGCGCGUACGGUACCUCUGGACUACGAGACCAAGGAAGAGUAUGCCCGUUGUCAGUGGCUGAUUGGCGGCGCGCCAUAUACACUUCAGAGAUGCGGUGGUUUCUUCCCGGGGGGUGAGAAGCUGUGGCAGCACAUUAUGACCCAGCAUCUUGAGCGAAGUCCGGGUGAGGACGGCAAGUUUUCCGACACAGAAGUCGAUGUUUCCUGCAAGUGGGCCGACUGUAGGAAAUAUGUGCAGCCCACACCGAUGAAACUAUCGCAGCUCACGCGCCACUUGAAAACUCACGUUUCCACGCCAGUCAAGCGCGGACUCUCCGACAGCAGCUCUGACGUACCCGCCAAGAAGCUCAAGAAGUCGUAUCUAGUGCCUGCCAAGACAAUGACCAUCACGUGGGAGAAGACACUUACAACCCCGGAUGAGCGCAACCCUCGGAUCGACCGUGCUGCAGGUAUUCCACUCAGCGCCGUCCUAGUGCUACGCAACAUAGCCCGCAAUGUUGUCAAGACAGAGUCACAAGAAACUCUUUUACAGAGUGAGGAGACUGGAGGCGAGGCAGGUGGCUGGAACGAGAAACUCUUUAGACCCAUGACGCCACGACUCUUCGAGGUCAUGACGGAGAAUCCGGCCAUGUCGGACUAUAUUGCCUCGCUGCUGCAACUUAUUCAACAAGACGUUUGA